This is a messenger RNA of Toxoplasma gondii ME49, 1809 nucleotides long. RefSeq lists its product as hypothetical. The record is from RefSeq and is a predicted model, not a curated record. The transcript is spliced from 5 exons. The coding region runs from base 588 to 1163 and encodes 191 amino acids. Lineage: Eukaryota; Apicomplexa; Conoidasida; Eucoccidiorida; Sarcocystidae.
GGGAAGUUACGAAGGGGCACUGCAGGGUUCUUCCUUCGUCGGUCGUUUUCAGUGGAGAGUCGCCGAUCGUGUCGCAGAAGGAGCACUUUUCGAGGCUAGGGGGUUGCGUCUCUCUUGCUUCUCCCUUGACUUUUCUGCAGAACUUGAAAACUCUACCGGUAUCAUUCCUUUCGCAUGUUCGCUAGAAAGUCCGAGCGGAUUCGCUUUUUCCCCGGCAGGAUUCAUAAAAAUCUCGAGGUUCCAACACAACCAGAUACACACACACCGACACACACACACACACACACACACCAGUGGCCGGCGCAAGUAAGCCGUAAACUUGGACUUCUUUCCGUCCCUUUGUGAGUUCCAAUUCGAUUUCCUCGUGGCACUUCUCGAAUCCUCGAUUGAAAGACAAACGGGUCUUUCCAGCUCGCAAACAGAAAGUGCCUUAGUUCAUUCCCUCGUUUCGCCUGUCUGCCACUCUCUUCGGCUUGGCGCCCUGCGGUGAGGAGCACCCGCUGCUUGCCAGCCGACAGCUUCAUUUUAUUUUCGCCGUUCUUGUGCAUUUUCCCUUACCUACCGUAAUUUAAAUUCCCCUCGACAAGAUGGAACUCGUCAGCAAGGUCGAGGACCAGGAUCUCCUCCCCUUUGUCGGCUACUGCCGCAUUUUUGUCGUCGACAACGACGGACUCCAGCGCAAGACAAAGGGCAGCCGAGUAGAGGCGCCCCUCCACAUGCGGGUCGAGAACGGCAAACGCAUCUUUAGCGCCUACUUUCCUCCCAAAGACCCCGUGACGAUGCUCAAAAUCCAGUCUGACGAACAAGAAUUCAUCUACGGAAAACUCUGGGUCGGAACGAUUUGCAAGCCUGAGGAGAAUCCGAACACGAACCGUCUUCUGUGCGUGAUCCAGGGGCAAAACUGCAAGAGAUUGUCGGAAGAAGUCGAUUCUUCCCCCGACAGCACGUGCAAGUGCAAAGCGUACAUGCCGUUUCUGCCCGAGUGUUACUCGAAGCCUGUGGACGUUCGCCUAACCACGGCCGAUGAGAAAUUCGUCACAAAGCUGGUCAAGUUGGAAGUCGAGGUCCCAGAUGAAAUGUACGAGCCUUGGAUGCGCUAUUACAAAACACUCAAGAAGGUAGACCAAGAAGACAAGAACGGCGAGAAAGACGAGAAGAAGUGAUUGCAAGAAGAAGAGGAGCAAGUGGGCGAACCGCCAGGAUGAACCGAAGAUCCGAAACCGUCUGUUAUUUGUGAUUGUGUGAUUCCAUGAAGGCGCAACAAGCAGUUCAUAGGGGGGGGGCAAGGGGCGGUCGCAAACGCCGUUCUUCCAUUGUCCAUCAUCUCUUGAUGUCUAAAGUUGAACGGCCACCCCUCUGCUUCUUCCAGCGCGUGUUCUAUGAAUUUCAAGCGAAAACAUUAGUUCUGACACAACCUGCCACCGGCGGCUGUCUCAGCAAGUGACCGUGCGCGCCGCCCGCCCUCGCUUCCCGACAACUGCUGUUUUUCUGCCGUCACCCCAGCCAGGCGUCGCUUCUGACGAAAUGCAAUUGAACGCGCUCGCGAAAAAACGUAGAUGUUCGAAGCGCUGGGUAGCUGCGUCGAUAGACAAGUGUAGAUAAAUCCUGGGCGUCACAGGGCCUCACACUUCGCAUUGCACACCGGACACACUGCUGCAAGCGUGAAGAAAGUUUUUUCUGUGCCAAACCACGGUUUACAACAGAGGAGUCAAACACUCUCGAAUGCACGCAUCUCCAGCGAAUCAAGAACACUGCCAGUCGGAUGGUGCGUGCUUGAGUUGCCACCAGUAGUCAUCAAUGCAACCGCAC